Molecule: messenger RNA, 7191 nt
Organism: Notolabrus celidotus (New Zealand spotty)
Lineage: Eukaryota; Metazoa; Chordata; Actinopteri; Labriformes; Labridae
Product: adhesion G protein-coupled receptor L3-like
Exons: 24
Coding region: 839-5467 (1542 amino acids)
Biological process (GO): brain development; synapse assembly; cell surface receptor signaling pathway
Cellular component (GO): membrane; glutamatergic synapse; axon
Molecular function (GO): G protein-coupled receptor activity; carbohydrate binding
Source: RefSeq, a predicted model, not a curated record
ACAUCCGAGUUUUUCCUCUCACCUUUCACUGCUCUCCAUACAGAAUUACUCCCAGCCAGUGCGCACAAUUGGUUUGUCAUAGUCGCAGAAAAGAGCUCAGGUUUUUGGGAACCAAACAACUUCGACUCUUUACCCCUCUGUGGAGCUUUUUUCCUCACAAUAUUUCCACUUGUGCGGUGUGUCAAAUUCUUCUGGAUAUUUUUUUUUGUGCGUGUGUGCGCGUUGAGUGGCGAGGUCGUUUUUAGCUCCGGGACGUGAUGUAGCCCCCGCACAGAAGGACGCCUCGUGCCAUAAAGGGAUGUAAAAAAAAGAGUGGGGACAACAGUAUACCCGUGGAUACACCGCGAGGAAGCUGCUGGCUUCAUCAGGGGGGGGACUCGGGAUUGUGGACGCACAUCAGAUCAGAACAGAGCCGAUUUUAAACGAGGAUAUUGAACUAUUUGGAUUCUCUCUCCUCCACGCAUAGUGCGUAAGGACGGUACCCAAACGCCUGCAAGACACUUUACAUUGAAUUUAUCGCUUUUACUUUGCAUGGAAGGACGAGAGCGAUAUCUCCUUUGCAGCAGUGCUUUCUAAAUCCGCGGACACAAAAUGGUUUUUAUAUCUGGGAUGUGAUAUGCAGGACGCGUAAGGACAACACAAGAAUCGAACUCCCUCUCUUAUCAAAGAUUUCAGACCGCAUCUGGCAUCGAAGCUACAGGACUUUGGGUCUUUAGGAAGAGCGACAAAGUGGAGGGAGCCGUGCCAUAAAGGUGGAACCCAAAUCUGGGCAUUUGCCUACAAAAGACUGACCUCAACUGGGACUUUUAGCAGCAGGCGGUAAGAGGAGGUGGAGGCCAUGUGGACCGCACGGCUGCUUGUCCUCGCUAGCCUCUUUGCACCAGCCGCUCUGGCCUUCAGUCGAGCACCCAUCCCAAUGGCGGUGGUGAGGAGGGAGCUGUCGUGCGAGAGCUACCCCAUCGAGCUGCGCUGCCCGGGCACUGAUGUCAUCAUGAUCGAGAGCGCAAACUAUGGCCGCACCGACGACAAGAUCUGCGACGCAGACCCAGCGCAGAUGGAGAACACCCGGUGUUACCUACCAGACGCGUACAAGAUCAUGUCUCAAAGAUGUAAUAACCGGACCCAGUGUGCUGUUGUGGCCGGACCUGAUGUAUUUCCUGACCCCUGCCCAGGAACCUACAAAUACCUUGAAGUCCAGUAUGAAUGUGUGCCCUACAAAGUGGAGCAAAAAGUAUUCCUGUGCCCAGGGCUUCUGCGCAGGGUGUACCAGAGCGAGCACCUCUUCGAAUCGGACCACCAGUCAGGAGCUUGGUGCAAAGACCCUCUGCAAGCCUCGGAUAAGAUCUACUACAUGCCUUGGACACCCUAUCGCACUGACACGUUGACCGAGUAUUCCUCCAAAGAAGACUUCAUAGCUGGCCGGCCGACGACAACCUACAAACUUCCACAUCGUGUUGAUGGAACUGGCUUUGUUGUCUACGAUGGCGCGCUCUUCUUCAACAAAGAGCGCACACGCAAUAUUGUAAAGUUUGACCUGCGGACUCGUAUCAAAAGUGGCGAGGCGAUCAUUGCCAACGCCAACUACCAUGACACAUCUCCGUACCGCUGGGGAGGGAAAUCAGACAUUGACUUGGCCGUUGAUGAGAAUGGCCUCUGGGUGAUUUACGCCACUGAACAAAACAACGGGCGAAUCGUCAUCAGCCAGCUCAAUCCCUACACUCUCCGAGUCGAAGGAACAUGGGACACGGCUUAUGACAAACGCUCGGCAUCCAACGCUUUUAUGAUCUGUGGAAUCCUCUAUGUGGUAAAGUCGGUGUACGAGGACGAUGAUAACGAAGCAACAGGGAACAAGAUUGACUACAUCUACAACACAGAGCUUAGUAAAGACGGGUUUCUGGACAUCCCUUUCCCCAACUCGUAUCAAUACAUCGCUGCAGUGGAUUAUAAUCCUAGGGACAAUUUGCUGUACGUUUGGAACAAUUACCAUGUGGUAAAAUACUCUCUGGACUUUGGAGCGUUGGACAACAGACUUGAAACGUCCUCUUCUGUGAUGGUCUACAUGGAUACAACAACCAUGACAACUAGGACAACUACCCGACCCACCACUGUCACCCUAUCAACCACAACAGGCAGGACCACCACCACCAGGAUUCCAGCUACAACAACUGCAAUGGCCCCAUGGCCGCGGACGACCACAACAGUGGCGACCCCAGUCCAUACGGUGGUUGAGGGUUUGGUCCCAGAAGAAGAUGACGAUGGGGCACCACCUUCCUCCAGGCUACCAAACAUCAGGGUGGAGUACUGCAACCCGCUGGUGAUGAUGGAUAUCCCUUGGCCCAAGACCAAGCAGGGGAUGGUGACCAAGAUGCCAUGUCCACCUGGAACCAUAGGCAUUGCUUCAUACAUGUGCGUGGGUCCAGAGGGAUACUGGGACCCACAGGGCCCUGACUUCAGCAAUUGUACCUCCCCCUGGGUCAACCUCAUCAGCCAGAAGAUAAAAGCUGGAGAGACAGCAGCGGUCAUUGCCAGAGAGUUGGCGGAGCAAACUAAGCGUAAUCUUCAGGCAGGGGACAUCACAUACACGGUGAAAGCCAUGGUCCAGUUGGUGGAUCUCCUCGACGUGCAGCUGAGGAACCUCACACCAGGUGGCAAAGACAGCGCAGCACGCAGCCUCAACAAGCUACAGAAAAGAGAGCGCUCUUGCCGGUUUUAUGUGCAGGCCAUGGUCGAGACAGUCAACAAUCUGCUGCAGCCGCAGGCCCAGUCGGCGUGGAGGGAGCUGAGCACCGGCGAGCAACUGAGGGCAGCCACGAUGCUGCUGGACACGGUGGAGCAGGGGGCCUUCGUGCUGGCUGAUAACCUGCUGAAGACGGACAUAGUGCAAGAAAACACUGAUAACAUCCAGUUGGAGGUGGCACGGAUGAGCACGGAUGGGAAUUUGCCGGAUCUGAAGUUCCCACAAACUGGAGGACAGGGCAACUCCAUCCACCUGUCAGCGAACACGCUAAAGCAGCAUGGAAGGAACGGUGAGAUCAGGAUAGCCUUCGUCCUGUACAAACACAUCGGGGUCUACCUUUCCACGGAGAACGCCAGCAUGAAGCUGGGUAGUGAAGCCAUGGCGACCAAUUACUCCGUCAUCGUCAACUCCCCGGUGAUCACAGCUGCCAUCAACAAGGACUCCAACAAAGUCUACCUCUCUGACCCCGUCAUCUUCACCAUCAGACAUCUCCAGCAAUCUGAGGAAAACUUCAACCCCAACUGCUCAUUCUGGAGUUACUCCAAGAGAACCAUGACUGGUUUCUGGUCAACGCAGGACUGCCGCUUACUGGGCACCAACAGGACUCACACUACUUGCUCCUGCACCCAUUUGACCAAUUUUGCUGUCCUUAUGGCCCAUGUGGAUGUCAAGAACACAGACCCUGUUCACGACAUGCUUCUCGAUGUCAUUACCUGGGUUGGAAUCCUCCUGUCGCUGGUCUGCCUCCUCAUCAGCCUCUUCACCUUCUGCUUCUUCCGAGGCCUCCAGAGCGACCGCAACACCAUCCACAAGAACCUCUGCAUCAGCCUGUUCAUCGCUGAGUCCCUCUUCCUGGUGGGGAUCAAUCGAGGCGACCAACCGAUUGCCUGUGCCGUCUUUGCUGCCCUGCUCCACUUCUUCUUCCUGGCAGCGUUCACGUGGAUGUUCCUGGAGGGCGUUCAGCUCUACAUAAUGCUGGUGGAGGUGUUCGAGAGCGAGCACUCACGCCGACGCUACUUCUACAUGGUGGGCUACGGAGUUCCAGCGCUAAUUGUGGCUGUUUCUGCUGCAGUGGACUACAGGAGCUACGGCACAGACCGAGUUUGCUGGCUUCGGCUGGACACCUACUUCAUUUGGAGUUUCAUAGGACCAGCAACCUUGAUAAUUAUGCUCAAUGUGAUCUUCCUGGGCAUCGCUCUCUACAAGAUGUUCCAUCACACAGCCAUCUUGAAACCAGACUCCGGUUGCCUGGACAACAUCAAAUCAUGGGUGAUUGGGGCCAUAGCGCUACUAUGCCUGCUGGGCCUGACUUGGGCCUUUGGCCUGAUGUAUGUCAACGAGAGCACGGUGGUCAUGGCCUACCUGUUCACCAUCUUCAACUCCCUGCAGGGAAUGUUCAUCUUCAUCUUCCACUGUGUGCUGCAAAAGAAGGUGCGUAAAGAGUAUGGAAAAUGUCUGCGUACUCACUGCUGCAGCGGCAAAAGCGUGGACAGCUCCAUCGGCUCUGGAAAAGGCACCGCCUCCCGUGCACCAGGACGUUACUCUACCGCAUCACAGAGCCGCAUCCGCCGAAUGUGGAAUGACACGGUCAGAAAACAGUCAGAGUCUUCUUUCAUGACCGGUGACAUCAACAGCUCCGCAUCACUCAACAGAGGGGCUAUGGCUAACCAUCUUAUUCCUAAUGCACUCCUACGUCCUCAUGGCACUAACAAUCCCUAUAAUACAUUGCUUGGGGAAUCGGCAGUCUAUAACAACCCUCUGGGCAUGUACAACACACAAGAGGGAAUCCUGAACAAUGCCCGGGAUACAAGUGUCAUGGAUACUCUACCACUGAAUGGUAACCAUGGCAACAGCUACAGCAUCGCCAGCGCCGAGUACAUGAGUGACUGCGUCCAGAUUAUCGACCGGGGCUACAACCACAAAGAGACCACCCUGGAGAAGAAGAUCCUGAAAGAGCUCACCUCCAACUACAUCCCCUCCUACCUUAACAACUCCCACGAGCGCUCGGCCGAGCAGAACCGGAACCUGAUGAACAAGCUGGUCAACAACGUCAGCAACGGCGGCAAGGACAGUGGCUACGGGAUGGGCUUGGGGAUGGGGUUGGGUAUGAAUGUGGCGCUGAGCCUGGAUGAGCACUCUGCCUUUGGGCCACACCACGAUGAAGGGCUUGGCCUGGAGUUAAUCCGCGAGGAGUCCAAUGCCCCACUGUUGCCUCAAAGACCGCCUCCGUCUCUGCCGGCGGUGGACAACCUUCACAAUCACCUCCACCAGUCAGUGCCACCACCUCUACCACUGCCCCACCACCCCUUCACGUCCGCGACCACCUCCUCUUCCUCUAGACGGAGGAUCCCCCAGGAGAACAGUGAGAGCUUCUUCCCCUUACUCACCAACGAGCACACUGAGGACGAACACUCGUCGCCCGUCCACAACCACCAGAGAGACUCGCUCUACACCAGCAUGCCCAUGCUAUCCGGCCUUCCUGAUGUGUCCGCGGAAGCCGCCGACAGUUCCAAAGACGGGGGCGACACAAAGAGCCCAGAGGCCAGCUCGGACGACGUUUACUACAAGAGCAUGCCCAAUUUAGGAUCGGGCAACCACCUCCAUCAGCUGCACUCCUACUACCAUCUAGGUCGGGGCAGCAGUGAUGGCUUCAUCGUUCCACCAAACAAAGAGGAUCUAUCUCCGGAAGAGGCUCACCCAGAGCCGUCACACCUGGUCACCAGCCUAUAGGCCCAACACCCACACACUCCUCCAGUGUCCCUCUUAUUACUGUAUUCCUCUUUCUCCUUCGUGUCCCCCUUUUUCCAUCAGUCGUUGGCAGUGAUAGCCUUUCUUUUUACUCUGUGUCCCGAAAAACUACGGCGAAGACGCAAAUAACUGUACUCUUGCAAACAGGAUAUUGAUUGCAACAUACAGGGGGCUAAAAUGUGACUAUAUUUGGUUAGACAUUAUGGGAAUCUGUUGAUGUUGUGUUCCCCCCCCCUUCCUCACAAACCCCGUGUGGUUUGGCGUGUUUUGUCUCCGUGUGAAAAGAGACAAUUACCCACACAGGAUUUCUAGGUCACAGAGAUAUAGCCUGACAGUCGAAAAGGAACUGCGUAGCCCCAAAAUUAUACAAGUCUAAACUGUAGACUGCACCAGAGUGAAUGGGAGAUUUAAAAAAGGACUAUUUUAUUAUACUUCUGUAUCUAUAUUGACUUUUUGAAAGAUUUUCUUCCUCUUUGGUGAGUUGCAGCACAUUUUGUUUGCUGAAGUGUCCCUUCAAUGAAAAAAGACAAAAAAAAAAAACACAUUUUGAACAAUUACCAUGAAGGAAUUAUUGAUCGUAUGCUUUCAAGCAUAGCUGUUCUUUAUUUUCUUUCAUUUUGCUGUAAUAACAGUUGUCAAAAGAGGGAGAAAAAAAACUAAUAAGAGAACUAUGAGAUAUUUCUAUGUAAUUGUACAGAUAACUAGCAUUGCACAUUAUAGUAUGCUUUUUUUGUUCCGAGCAAACCCUUUGUCUCUGUAAAUGUAGUGGUUAGGAGAAAUUUUGUUCUGUUGUGCUGGCCUUUCUGGGUUUCUGGUACCAGUCUGUUAUUAUUUUCUGAUUUCCUCUUUUAUCACUUUUCAAGAACCACCUGAAUAGAAACAAAAUAACACAAAAAAUAUCACAACAAAACACAUAAUGUGCAGACAUUUUUGUGCAUCAUACUCAGCUUUGUUUUUAAGUGUUUUUCUGUUUCAGGUUGAUUUGUUUUUCCCUUUUUUUUACAGUGUAGAUGGCAGACCACAGAUUUGCAGAUCACAGUGGAGACAGAAUAACUGGAAGUAUCCCUUAGACAGGUUCAAAAGUAUUCUGCAUUUCUCUUGGCUUGUGCUUCACAGACAGAGAACAAAUUGAACAUUGAUGAGCACUCGGCGCUUGUACAAAAAAGAAAGAUGUUUUACUUAUUAAAGAGAAAGCUUUUGGAGUGAGAAAAACUCGAAGUGGUUUUCUUUUCGUCCUCUGGGAGAAAAAAUAUUUAUUUAUUUGUUUUAUUAAACCGAAAUAAAACAGGAUGGGCGUAAGUUUAGUUGCACCAAUACGUUUUUAUUAUGGCUUCUUAUUUAUUCAUUUUUUUGUAAUGAUUCCCGAGUUGAAUGACCUCAUGAUAACGAUUAUUUGUUGUAACAGUGAAACUUGUUUGCCAACAAAUAAAUUCCUGAUUAAGAUUAUCACUUAGAUACAAAUACAGUUCUGGUGUUUUGUCUGGGUUUUGGAACACUUUUAUAUGGAUUACAGCGAAGGACCUUCAAAUGAUAAAAUGUUCUUUUUUUUUUUGGUUAAUUAUAAGUUAAUAUCCCUCAUUAGCCCUCUGUCCGUCUUAGUGCCAAAUAAAUUUUGGCCCAGCAACAGUGGAUGUGCUCUGUAUGCUCUGGUCUGCUUUACAAUAGAAGCAGUGAUUUCAUAAGCUGUAAUAAAUAUUUCAAUAUCA